AUGGACAAGGGCGAGGACGCACCUACAGCUUCAAAGUUUCCAAAGCAGCAACGGGAAGAUGUCUUCUCACCAAAAGAGCAAAUUCGACGGUUUCGAGAGGACGGAUCUGUGGCCGAGGAGCGACGCGGAGGUGCCCACAUCAAUGUUCCCGUCCUAGUCUAUCAUGGAGGAGGCUUCGUCGGAGAUCGCCUGUACGAGCCAUGGUGGUCGGAUUGGCUACUCGAGCUCGCCUUAGCGCAGAGCGCCAUGAUCGUGGCGCCUGACUAUCGUCUCCUCCCAGAGGCCACCGGCGCCGACAUCAUGGACGACAUGGACGCAUUCUGGACAUGGUUUCUCAGGAACACAGCGCCAAGCGCCGGAGGAACGAUUGCGUCGCAUUCCGCUCUUGAACGCCCUGACGCGGCUGUUAAAGCUGUCGUGUCGCUCUAUGGGCCGCUCUACGGCAAUGUUCCAGGGCUCAAGAUGUCGCGGCCAAGAAAGAUUCUAGGAUCGAUGCCUCCUCCGCCACGACAAGCAGAAGCCAAUAAUAUUCGAUCGUAUAUUCAGCGUACCAAGGUUGCGGUUCGAACGCAUGGAGACGUACUGGAGAUGUGGGGGUUGUUCGCAUGUAUUUUACAACAGGGUCGGCUGCCAUGA
Molecule: messenger RNA, 636 nt
Organism: Aspergillus tanneri
Lineage: Eukaryota; Fungi; Ascomycota; Eurotiomycetes; Eurotiales; Aspergillaceae
Product: alpha/beta hydrolase
Exons: 3
Coding region: 1-636 (211 amino acids)
Molecular function (GO): hydrolase activity
Source: RefSeq, a predicted model, not a curated record